Messenger RNA from Chaetura pelagica (chimney swift), 2538 nucleotides. It is a transcript of the gene MCC, whose product is annotated as mutated in colorectal cancers. Lineage: Eukaryota; Metazoa; Chordata; Aves; Apodiformes; Apodidae. Gene Ontology annotation, cellular component: cytoplasm. Gene Ontology annotation, biological process: negative regulation of canonical Wnt signaling pathway. The transcript has 17 exons. The coding region runs from base 1 to 2538 and encodes 845 amino acids. The record is from RefSeq and is a predicted model, not a curated record.
AUGUUGGAGUAUGGGGGAAGCAAUGUGACUCAUCAGGCUGCUCUGCAAAGACUUCUAGCUCAUGCCUCAGAUUUUAGCAGCUCUGUUGGAGGAAGCUAUUUAGAACUUGCCGACAGUCUUCAUUUAGCAGCCCUGGCAUCACUAAAGGGAGACAUAGUGGAGCUUAAUAAACGUCUACAACAAACAGAAAGGGAGCGUGACCUGUUGGAAAAGAAAUUGGCAAAAGCCCAGAGUGAACAAUCCCACCUAAUGAGAGAGCAUGAAGAUGUGCAGGAGAGAACAACACUACGCUAUGAGGAACAAAUCACAGAGCUGCACAGUAUCAUUGCUGAAUUAAAUAAGAAAAUUAAUCGGCUACAGGGAACAAUAAUAAGGGAGGAAGAUGAGUAUUCAGAGCUGCGGUCAGAGCUCAGCCAAAGCCAGCAGGAGGUUAAUGAAGACUCACGCAGCAUGGACCAGAAUUCUGUUUCAGUACCAGAGAAUCAGUCCAUUGUGGUCACUGCAGACAUGGAUAACUGUAGUGACUUGAAUUCUGAACUACAAAGAGUGCUGACAGGCCUGGAAAAUGUUGUCUGUGGGAGGAAGAAAAGCAGCUGCAGUUUGUCAGUAGCAGAGGUGGACAGACAUAUUGAGCAACUCACUACUGCCAGCGAACAUUGUGAUUUAGCCAUUAAGACUGUGGAAGAGAUUGAGGGCGUAUUGGGACAUGACCUUUAUCCAAAUCUAUCUGAAGAGAGAUCUCGAUGGGAAAAGGAGCUAGCUGGCUUACGGGAGGAGAAUGAGAGCCUCACAGCCAUGCUGUGUAGCAAGGAGGAGGAGCUGAACAGGACCAAGGCCACGAUGAAUGCUAUUCGUGAAGAAAGAGACAGACUGCGUAGAAGGGUUCGGGAACUGCAAACACGUUUGCAAAGUGUGCAGGCAACAGGCUCUUCCAGCCCAAGUCGUCUCACUUCUGCCAAUCGACCCAUUAACCCCAGCACGGGAGAGCUGAGCACGAGCAGCAGCAGCAAUGACAUUCCCAUAGCUAAGAUUGCUGAAAGAGUGAAGUUGUCAAAGACAAGAUCAGAGUCUUCAUCAUCUGAUAGACCUGUCUUAGGAUCAGAAAUCAGCAGCAUAGGGGUGUCUAGUACUGUGGCUGAACAUUUGGCACAUUCCCUCCAAGACUGCUCAAACAUCCAGGAAAUCUUCCAGACUCUUUACUCACAUGGAUCUGCUAUCUCAGAAAGUAAAAUCCGAGAGUUUGAAGUGGAGACAGAGAGACUAAACAGCCGUAUUGAGCACUUGAAAUCCCAGAAUGACUUGUUGACAAUAACACUGGAAGAGUGCAAGAGCAAUGCCGAGAGGAUGAGCAUGCUUGUUGGGAAGUACGAGUCGAACGCCACAGCCCUCAGGCUUGCAUUGCAGUACAGUGAACAGUGUAUAGAAGCAUAUGAGCUCCUGCUGGCAUUGGCAGAAAGUGAGCAGAGUCUUAUCCUUGGGCAGUUCAGAGCUGCAGGUGUUGGCUCUGUUGGGGACCAGACAGGUGAUGAAAAUGUCACCCAGAUGCUGAAGAGAGCCCAUGACUGCAGAAAGACAGCUGAGAAUGCAGCAAAAGCCUUGCUGAUGAAACUAGAUGGGAGCUGCGGGGGAGCCUAUGCAAUCACUGGCUGUAGUGUGCAGCCCUGGGAAAGCCUGUCAUCCAACAGCCACACAAGUACUACCAGCUCAACUGCAAGCAGUUGUGAUACAGAAUUUACAAAGGAGGAUGAGCAGCGGCUGAAGGAUUACAUCCAGCAGUUGAAAAAUGACAGGGCAGCAGUGAAACUGACAAUGCUGGAGCUGGAAAGCAUCCAUAUUGAUCCCCUUAGUUAUGAUGUUAAACCUCGUGGAGACAGCCAGAGGCUGGACCUGGAAAAUGCGGUCUUGAUGCAGGAACUUAUGGCAAUGAAGGAGGAGAUGGCAGAGCUCAAGGCACAGCUUUACCUGCUAGAGAAGGAGAAGAAGGCAUUGGAAUUGAAGCUGAGCUCUCGAGAGGCCCAGGAACAGGCUUACCUUGUCCAUAUUGAGCACUUGAAGUCUGAAGUGGAAGAGCAAAAAGAACAGAGAAUGAGGUCACUCAGCUCAACAAGCAGUGGAAGCAAAGACAAACUGGGCAAGGAAUGUAGUGAUGGCGCUGCAACACCAUUAACACUGGCUGAACUGAGGCCCUACAACGAGAGCGAGCUGGCUGCUGAGCUGACAAAUGCACUCAGAAGGGAGAAGAAACUAAAAGCUAGAGUGCAAGAAUUAGUGAGUGCUUUGGAGAGACUUACGAAGAGUAGUGAAAUCAGACAUCAGCAGUCUGCAGAAUUUGUUAAUGACCUCAAAAGGGCAAACAGCAAUUUGGUAGCAGCUUAUGAAAAAGCAAAGAAAAAGCAUCAAAAUAAGCUGAAGAAACUGGAAUCACAAAUGAUGGCCAUGGUGGAGAGACAUGAUACACAAGUAAGAAUGCUCAAACAAAGAAUAGCUUUACUAGAAGAAGAGAACUCUAGACCACACACCAAUGAAACUUCACUUUAA